Messenger RNA from Penicillium diatomitis, 765 nucleotides. RefSeq names its product oxidoreductase, short chain dehydrogenase/reductase family superfamily. Gene Ontology annotation, molecular function: oxidoreductase activity, acting on the CH-OH group of donors, NAD or NADP as acceptor. The coding region runs from base 1 to 765 and encodes 254 amino acids. The transcript is spliced from 3 exons. NCBI's taxonomy places the organism in Eukaryota, Fungi, Ascomycota, Eurotiomycetes, Eurotiales, Aspergillaceae. The record is from RefSeq and is a predicted model, not a curated record.
AUGGUCAACAACAUUCUCAUCGUAGGUGCAACUCGGGGACUGGGAGCCUCCCUGGCUACCUUUUACGCCAGGGACCCAGCCAACCAGGUGUUCGGCACAGCAAGAUCCCCAGAAUCACCAUCAACACCAAACAUCACCUGGUUGCCAGGCAUUGAUGUUUCCGAGUCGGAUGUAGGCCAGAAACUGGUCUCCCAGAUUCCCGCCUCCACCCACCUAUCCUCAGUGAUCCUCACAGCAGGGUACUUUGGCUCCGAGUCCUUCGACUCCCCCGACUGGGAGAAAGAAGUCAAAAUGUACACCACCUCAGCAAUCAGCCCUGUCUUUGUGGUCCAUCAUCUGGUCAAGGCGGGUCUUUUAAGAAAGGGAAGCAAAGUGAUGAUCGUGAGCAGCGAGAGCGGCAGUAUCACUCUUCGACACGAAAAGGAAGGAGGAGGCAACUACGGCCAUCAUGCUAGUAAAGCCGCGUCCAAUAUGGUUGGAAAGCUGUUAAGCUUGGAUCUCAAGCCUCAGGGUAUCGCAGUCGGACUCGUUCAUCCGGGGUUCAUGCGAACGGAGAUGACCAAGAGUGUUGGCUUUGACAAAUUUUGGGAUGACGGUGGAGCCGUGACACCCGACGAGGCGGCUCAGUCGUUGGCUUCGUUCAUAGAAACCUUUGAUAUCAGCAAAACGGGCGAGUACUGGGCUCCCCGUGGACCGCGUGAUAUUGGUACUGCGGAGGCUGUUCUUGGGGAGAACCUGCCCACUCCUCUACAGCUGCCCUGGUAA